AGUACUAGAUGCAGAUACUUGGACAGAUCAAAGAAUGAUUCCAUUAGAAAACGUCCUGCGAUAUAUGAAGAAAAAGAUCCCUCCACUACGUGCAAAAGUCCUCUUUCUGGUUUUCGGAGAAUCUCAAUUAAAGGAUCCGAUGGUUGAAUUUGCGCGUGAGGCCUUUAUCCGUAUUUUCAAACAUCAAUGUAUAAUAAUAGGUGAGACCCCUGCAAUGUUAGAAAUCUUUGGCAAUGAAAUUUCUAGAAAAAUUGGAAACGAAAAGAUAAAUUCGUCUUUGUUUUCUGGCCUCUCCUGGUUUGAUAUCUCUAAGGUAUUUCGAAAAACUUUCUAGGAAAGUUCGGAUAAUAUAUGCAAACUGCCAAAUUCGUCAGGAACGUACGAAGAAUUAACACAAAAAGAAAAGGAAAAAUGGAAAGACAUUAACAUUCUUAGCAUGGAAGAAUGUGUUUAUGACGAAAAGCAAUUGAAAGCUGAUGAAAGAAAAAUUAAGCAAAAGGAAGAAGAAACAAAAUUUUAUCAGGGAAAGAAGGCUUCCUGGUGGAAUUUCUACUAUGGGCAUCAUGGAGAGAGAGAUCUUUUUAGUAAACUGAGAUCCUCAGUUGAAAGGAAAUUGACAAGGACAGACGGAAAAGUGCUAGUUGAAUCUGUGGAGGUGAGGCAUGAGCCUGGAGCUGGCGGAAGCAUAUUAGGCAGACAUUUAAUAUGGCAUUUUAGUCAAGCUCGGUGUAUUAGCGAACCGUUUAGGUGUUGUGUCGUAAAACAGAUCACAGAAAAUACUGUUGAAGAAAUAGAAAAGUUUCGACAAUACAAAGACUCAAAACCUAGACCUGUUAUAAUACUUCUAGAUGAUGAGCCAGAUGGUAACAUGUUUUUCCAAAAAGGUUUACAGCAGCUAGCCUACAAAACAGCAUCUCCUGGAGAACUGUUUGGCAUUGUAAUAAAUAUAUCUCGGGUUGCUUUGACAAAUGACCCUGUGGAAGAGGCUGAAGAUGGAAAAAUAGAAGUAAAAAACACUUUGAAACAUCGUUUGACAGAGAGGGAGAGAACUUGGUUUGAAAACAAAUACAAGGAAUUGGAAAAGUCAGAUGUUGAUGUUAGUACUCUGAUAGCAUUCAAUGUCAUGAGAAAUUCCUUUGACAAAGAAUAUAUCAAGUCUACGGUAGAGCAAAUAAUGAACGAAGUCUCACCAUCUGAAAUGAACAUUCUGAAGGUUCUCUCGUUGAUUUGCACUUAUGAGAUAGGUAUACUUGUUCCUGAGAGUAUAUUUGAUUCACUUGUAGGUAUACCAAUCAUGACAAAGCAGAAUAAGUUUGGAGAUGGAAAACCGUACGGAAUGCGAAGAAAGCAGGUAGUCAGAAACAGGCGACCUCCAGAAAUUUUGAGUUCUCAGUCUUUAAGUUUGUUUGCUUGCAGAUCUGGCUAUGAGGUAAGAAACAGAGGCUUGCGUAUAUUUUCCCAACCUCUUGCAGAGGUCAUUUUACGCUUUAUACAGGAAAAUCAGGCUUUGAGUCUUGAGGAUAUGAUGAUGUUUAUACUUAGCCAAACAGAGCGUCAUUGUUCAAAAGAUAACAGUGAGUCGGCACGCUUCGUCGAAGAAGUUUGUUCCUUAUUCAAAACGAGAGAAGACAGUGGAAAAGGAAAAGAUGGAGUGAAAGACAAAUUUUCGCGAUUAAUAGUUGCAUUCCUUGAUAAGCAAAAUACAAAUGAUAUAGAAGAAGGAAAAGCCAGUGUUGUGCGUGUCAUGCGCAAAUGCAUUGCAAUAACUGGAGAUGCGUUUGUUGGGCAACAGCUGGCUAGAUUUAACAUCAUUCACACAAAAGAUUUUGAAGCUGCUGAAGAGGCCAUCUGCGACUCUAUUGAGAUGUGUCAGAAUAAUUCCUAUUUGCUUGAUACCUAUGGGCAAGUAUUCAAAACAAAUAUGGAAUACAUUAAGGAAAUGAACUGCCAAGGUGGUAAAAAAAUUAGUGAUGACAAUGCAAAAGGCGUCAUUUCGUUAGCAUUUAAGGCUAUAGACAAAUUCAGUGAGGGACAGCUUACGAGAAAGAUCGGUGUAUUGAGCUGCUAUUUUAUGGAAGUUAGAACUUUGGUUGGACUCCUAGAAAUAUUCGAGUUAUUUGAAUGUUAUACAAACGAAGAUGACCUCAUAGAGAUCUUGACAAAUCCUGACAGAGACAUUGGUGGAUCUUUCUUGUCCGAUCUUAAUGAAAAUGGAAGUAUAGAACAAAUUAUUGUGGGUGGAAAAAGACAAGUCCAUGUUGCGGAUGCACUACGUUUUGUCGAAGAACGGAACUAUCAGGUUAAAAAGAUCUACACAAUAUACACUACAGAAGACGUUCUUUUGUUGAGUCUCCGAGAGAGAUAUGAAAGGUUUUAUAGAAGUCACGGUUUGAAAUACCAACUGAAGUUUGGAUACGGACUGAAACCUUUAAUGAGGGCGUUUAAAUCAAAGGAUAGGCUUGUGGCGAUGAGAUAUUUAGAAGCCGAGCGAAAUCUUAAUCAGUUAAGACCAGAAAAUGCAGAUACAAGGGAUCUUCUGUUUUUCAUUGGUUUCCGUUUUAUGGAACUUUUGACGACGGGCUCUGCCAUUGAUGAAGGCCUAUAUCGCCAGUUGCUGAGUUAUACCGCAAAACUACUUGAUACCCAGACGCAAAACGAUGUCAAACGAUCGUACUUAGAAGCCUUUUUAUUUUAUUCCAUAUUUCAUUGGCCAUCAGGAAAGCGGUUUAAAUUCAAGAAUUUGUCGUCGCCGAACACCUAUAUCCGUGUACUGGAACUAUGGGAACAGUCAUAUCAAAAAAACAAUUAUAUUUCAAACCGAGAACAAAUGAAAGCCAAUAAAGGCAAAACUUACUUUGCACUUAGCAAAGGUCACCUCGGUGUAAUUGAUUUGUUUGAAAUCGAGAUGAAAUGGCAUGAGAAAAAAGAAAAGGAAGAAGGAAUAUCUCGUAUGUAUCUCUACAAAGACUAUUUCUGGCGGGAACCAUUUGUUGCAGACAAGCUUGAGAGGCUAACUGGCACGCUUGAUGACUCUGGAACAGUUAUAAAGCAUGUGGUUAAAUAUCCAAAAGGUGAUCAUCUUUUCAAGAUAAAAGCAUUUUACCCGUCUGCACAGCUUCGAAAUCGCCAGGUGACGUUUGUGCUUGCGUUCACAUGGAGCGGGCUAAGGGCAUUCGAUGUCGUUGAAAAAUGUGAGGAAUUGUCCGGCAGUGGAGGUGAUGAUAACGUGGAUACGCCUGAGGAGUCUGAGGCUACAGUACAUGUUAAACCAAGGGAAAUAGACUAUACCCUUUACCAACGCAAAAGUUCUUCAGAAAACGACAUGUCAAAUAGGUCAAGAAAAACACACGCCCUUAGAGGUUUGUCGAAUUCUGAAGGAGAAUCAAAGAAUGCUAAACAAUCAACAAGAAGUGAGGUCUGGUCUGUGAGCUUUCCAUUGGAACACUCUCGUAAUUCUGGAGAUGCGGUCCUAUGCAGCAUUCAAGACUCGGUCCCUAAAUUGCCAAGGAAUAGAAAUACUAAAGACGAGCACUAUAUUGCGGAUACACAGCCGCAGUUGAAGACUUCAUGGUGUGAUCAACCUUCUGAUAUCUCUGUGAAAGCUCAGACUAGUGAUAUUCGAGGAGUAGUCGUGACUUCUGUUAAAAUCUCUUCUACAAAUGAGCCUGAUAAUGUCUUGGAAAAUGUACGUAAUCGAGGCAACAGAUCAUCCAAUUCGAAACAACACCUGGAUUAUGCUACCGUAGCCUCGAAAGGUACUACUCGGCAGGUACAUCCGUUGUCUGAAAGACAACUUCCAGCGUCCUCUUUUCCGAGGGAAGCUGUGAGACCGAAAGAGCCCAAUGAGCAGUUUGGAUUGUUCAAAGAAAAACCUGAUUCGGCAUUACAUCAUAUAUCUCAAGACAGUGAUUACUGGGAACAGUUACAAAAAGAAGCUAUGGAUUUCGUCAGUAUGCCACAGGACGCGUGCGCCGGUGUUGGUAACUUGGAUUCAAUUUCUGAGCAUAGCCAACAUCCAACUUUAGAAGGUGCAACAAGAAUACAAAAUAUCAAAGAUGCAGAAGUACCAUAUACGAUCCCUGAAAACAGUGAUUGGGAAACUGCUGUGAAAAAGAAGAAGAAAAAGAAGAAGAAGAAAAGCACUGGUGACAAAAAAGAUGAUACCGGAAAACAAUAUUUUGAGGAAUUAGACUAAAGUAAUGUACAAAGCAAACUGGAUGUUACAUGUAUGUAGGAAGUGAACAGGUGUAUAUAAAAAGAAAUACUUCAUGUCAGUUUACAGUGAUAUUAAGAUAAAAAUAAUUAUUUAUGAACAUUAAACAAUUUAUGUUUUUGAUAUUUUUAUUACAUCUUCUUGAAAAAAACUGUUUUUACCAGAUUUAGCCAUAUUUUGUGACGUUAUAAAGAUCACUCAUUUCAUGAAGUAAGCACUGUUGUUAUAAGCCAGGUAGAAUUUUAAUGUACAUGUCUUGGUUUUAUGAACCGACUCGGUCAAACUGAGGCGCCUGUCAUUUUGCUGGGAUGCUUGCAAUGCUUCCAAAAGAUCUGCGUACAGAUUUUUGUAACUCUUAAGUUCUUAGUCUUGAUGAAAUCACAAUAAGAUUGAAACGGAAGUGCUGGAAUGCUUUUUAUGUUGUUUUUGAUUGUUUGCAAGAAAGCAGCUAGGUAUUUGAUAUAUGUUUACAUAGAGACAUGACAAAACUACUAUGACAGCUUUCCCGGUGUGAUUUAGAAAAAUGUUGUAAUUAAUAACUGCAUUAAUGCGUUUUAAGUAUUGCAUAUGUCUAGCCAUACAAUAAGCAAAGACUGGUCUUUAUUUGUUAAUGAAGUACCGUUAUAUGCAUGUUUAUAACAAGAAGCAAAGUUAUCCUCAUUUUCUCUGACUGAAUGUUUUAAGAUCUUUUGUUUAAUUGUCUUUUUUGUGUAACAAGAAAUGUCUUUCUUAUUAUAAUUAUGUUAAUUAUGUUCAAGUUUAGACGCCCAUUUUGAAGAACUGUUUGUGAAAAUGUUCCGUUUCCGGACUCUUAAUUUAGAAAGUGUUAUACCAACAGUUUUCAAGCCCGACCGCUUAGCUUAAUUGGGAGAACCCUUAUCUACGGAUCGCAGGGUCGUGAGUUCGAUCCCCGGGCGAGGUGUAUGUUCUCCGUGACGAUUUGUUAAAAGACACUGUGUCUGAAAUAAUUCGUCUUCCACUGCUAAUUCAUGCGGGGUAUUUGGCAGUUACUUGUGGAAAACAGGUUUGUACUGGUACAGGAACACUGGUAAGGUUAAUUGCCCGCUGGUAUAUAACGUAAAUACUGUUGAAAAUCUGCGCUUAACCCAAAGCUUACAAACAAAACCUACAGUUUUAAAAGUUAACAGAUGACUAGGCAAAACUUGAACAGGGUCUCAAUUAGGCCAUAUGUCAAGAAGCCAUUGCCCUUAAUAUUGUACAUAGUUUCCCGACUCUUAAGUCGUAAAAUAUGUAAUUUAUGGCUUAUGAAAUUGUAAGUCACUAAGUAUCACUAGAGGAAGAUUCCUAUUAUCCUUUGGUCAGUGGCUCAAAGAUUAAGGACACGUUGACACACCUAACUUCUGUUUUUUCCGUUCCGAGCUUUAACUCAGAAAAUAGUUUUCUAACUUGAGAAUACUCACUGUGUUAUGGGGUGCGGGUCAAAGGUCGAUGUCACAGUGACCUGGAGAUAUGAAAAAAAUUCAUGGGUCUAAAUUAUAUCGUGUAACAGCUUUAAUGACUUUUACAGAUCGCUGCAUUCCACAAGAGGGAGAUAUUUUUUUCCUCUUUUUUUUUGUCGGUGGCUUAAAAUGUCAAUGUCACGGGGACCCGACCUAACUUUUGAUAUGUGUUUUUGUUUAGGUGUUCUAAGUCAGAAAGUUUAACACUUACUAAGGCCACUUAAAUAGAAUCCCUAUUGUUUUUGUCUGACCAGUAGGUCAAAGGUCACGGUCAUAGUGACCUCGAUACUAAAAAUGGACUCUGCAUUGUAAGUCAUAGAGAAUUAUGGCUAUAGCUUGCAAAAGGUUUCACAAUGACUUAGUACCAUCAGGAAAAGGUCCUUGUUUUUUUAGCGUCAGUGCCUGAAGGGUCAAGGUCUAGGGUACCUGACUUAGGUUUUCCUUUUAUUUUGUUUUCUUCUGUUUUUGUUUCCAGAGUCUUAAGCUAGAAUAUAUAACAACAACAGCAACUUUCAAUCUUGACAUGAUGACUUGGCGCCAACGUCGGAAGAUCCCAGUUGUUUUAUGGUCAUUAGGGUUAAGGUCAAGAUUGCAGGGAUACCCCGUAUCUCUUUCUUUCAACUAAGUGUCUCAUUCCCUACACCUACAUCCUUGUCCCCACUUUUCGCCCCUGUAAUUUACGUUUUUACUUUCAGUUCAGCUUCUUAGUAUUGUGUGUUAUUAUCCCUCAUCCACAUCGAUAUGUAUUAAGUUUGUUCUAACAGAAUUAUCUAAAAUAUAUAAUAUAUCAAAAUAUGUGAUGUUUUUACAUCAUUAUAUUUUAUGGCAACUAUUUAACAAAAGGUGUUUCAAUAUAAAAGAUUUUUGUCAUAUAAAAUACAACAAAAAUUCAGAAUAGACAAUUUGAAAGUGAUUUAAAUAUUUGUAUAUAGUUGACAUAUAUGCUUUGCAACAUAAAAGAAGGCAUCUUGAUUCAAACAUAGAUUUCAGCCCGCCCGCUUAGCUCAGUAGGUAAGAGCGUUGGUCUACGGACCUCUGGGUCGCGAGUUUGUACUGGUACAGAAUCCAGGAACACUGGUUAGGUUAACUACCCGCCGUUACAUGACUGGAAUACUGUUGGAAAACGGCGUUAAACUCAAAACAAACAAAUCAAAAGUAGAUUUCGAUUAAGAAGUGCAAAAUUGAGCUUUUAGAUGAUCAUAUUCACAUUACUACAGUAAUUAUAUGUGUAAAUAUGCUUUUUGUAGACUAAUACUACUAAUGUUUACAUCCUUGUAGAUGUAUGCUGUAAAAUACUUUUUACAACAUUUAUUGUAAUUUACUGUAGCUGAUAUUUAUGUUUGUUUUAUCACUAUAUUUUAUGUGAAUUGUAAUUGAUGCCUAUGUAUAUAUUUACAGUAUGGAGAUCAGACAAAAACUUACUUUAACUGAAGUGUAUAGUUACCUAUCAUUUGUAAUAUUUUUUCAAAAUUAGCUGCUAGUAAAAUGCAUAUAGAUAAGGAGAUGAUAUUUUAUGUUCAUAUUUUGCUAUAUUUCCGGGUAUUUUAUGCUACUUUUUAUUCAGUAAAGUGUCUUUGAAAUCAUUCUGACUCAUAAUGGCAAGUAUCAGACUUUAAUUUAAAAUGGAUAUUUAUCAUUUUUAGGUCGUUGAAGUAGGAUACUAACUACUAAUCAUUUAAUAUUUUACACGUUGUUGGUGAUUAGUGAAAAUUGUUUAGUCCAAGUUUUCAGUACAUUAUUUAUAUUAAAAAGGAAAACAAGCACUCUGCAAUGGUCUCUUUUGUUUUACUAUAGAACCUUUAAGACACCAGCAAUGAGCGUAUUUUCUGCACGUUUUGUAAGAUUGUUCAAACAUUGCCAUAUGUAAUUCAGUUCAAUUACUACGUAAAUAAAUAUUUAUCUCAUAUUUCAUUAUAAACACAUGUAUUAUAUUCUAUUGUGCUAUUUAAUUGACCUGUCAAAACAUGUUCCCGACUUUCAUGUUAAUCUUAUAUAGGCUCGAACAGAAUAUAAUAAAAGCCGGGUCCAUAUUUUGACAGGUCAAAUAAAUUGGACAAUACUCCCGCACGAUAAUUUAAACGACAGCAUGUUUAUAUUAUUGUUUGAUUGUUAUGGUUCUCAUGCAUCGUUGAACUCAAAAAGGUUGUCAGUGAUAGAAGUUAAGUGCAUGUUAAUGUUAUACAAAAUUGUUUUGAAACGUUUUAAUGAAGAAAAAUCAUAAUUAUCGAACAUGUUACCGUUUGAGUUAUCGUACGGGAUUCAUAUAUAGCAUAACGCAAGUCAGUGUAAUAAAAAUACUAAUUGUAUUGUUUGAAUACUAGAAUGUCAAUAGAUAUGCGUCAGUAAUGCAUAUUGAUAACGAAUUUGCCAUGUUUUGCAAAUUGUUUUAUAUACUAGUAGUUGGUUGACCGAGUACGAUAAAUAAAAACAAUAUUUGAAAUAUUAA
This is a messenger RNA of Mercenaria mercenaria, 8119 nucleotides long. RefSeq lists its product as uncharacterized. Gene Ontology annotation, cellular component: cytoplasm. The record is from RefSeq and is a predicted model, not a curated record. NCBI's taxonomy places the organism in Eukaryota, Metazoa, Mollusca, Bivalvia, Venerida, Veneridae.